AUAAAUGUGUAGAAGAAUUAGAUGACAGAUGCAGCGCGGAUAAAAUUAAACAACAUUGAAACAACUUGGUGACAAUCUACAAAAGAAAGCAUAUGAAGCAAGAAGCGUCAAAAUCUAGUGGAUCUGGAACAAGGAAUGUGUAUGUUUUUAGUUGGGAGUAUUUCAACAACAUGACCUUUAUUACAGCAAUAUGUACGGUCGACAAGUUGUUCAAGCGUUACUGCAACGAAAGACGUUGCUACAACGCUUGUGGGUGAGUUGCUUGAGAAUGGCAGCUUAAAACUCUGCCGAAUAUGAGCAUAUUUGUUCACAAUGCUCAUAAAACUUUCAUUUGGGAAGACUUGAUUUAAAUAUUUUUAUUUCUAAGAUGUCGGAUAAGGAUGCUGCAUCGGAAAAAUUAUUAGGUGAAGAAGAAGCCACAAAUCCAUCUGUUGACAAUGAUAACGAAGACCCGGAAAAUAGAGAAAAUCCUGAAAACAAAAGCACUGAAAAUGUGGCAGAUGCCAGUCCACCUAGUUAUGACAGUCUCUUUGGGAAGUACCGUCGAUUACAUGAUGAUUGCCCUGGAAGAGCUGAAUUCAUCAAAACUGUCGUGGAGUCGUUUGUUACAAGUGCUGCUUUUCUUAUCUGCUUUGGCUUGAUGAUGAUACUUCCAAUAUCUUCCAUUGUUUUAGGUGUUAUUCAUCGUCACCACUGUCCAAUUGAUGUUAACAUUCCCAUAUAUCUGAUCGUGUCCGGAACAGUUGGUCUUGUUGUCCACAUUUUGGAACUAUUUACAAAAAUAAAAAAUAAAGACACAUCGUCAAAUGUGUCGUCACCUGUACGAAUGCUACGUGGUUGUCUGCAAUGCUUUCUUUUUGGAUGGUUUAUUGGUGGCAACGUGUGGGUAUAUUCCGCAUAUAAACCAGAAUAUGUGGAUCAAACUAGUGACAGAUAUUGCCAUGUCGUUUUAUACCUGUUCGCAUUUUGGACAACUACAGCUGUAUGGAUUGCACUUUGUUGCGUAUGUUGCUGCUUGUGUUUUUGUUUGUGUUGCACAAUGAUGUUUGAUCGAGAAUUGUAAACUUUUUACCUAGGAGUUAAUCAACUUUGCUACUUUUUUACACGUAUCAUAACAGGGUGGCAAAAACAUUGUCAAAAAUAAUUAACUUUGAUC
Molecule: messenger RNA, 1156 nt
Organism: Hydractinia symbiolongicarpus
Lineage: Eukaryota; Metazoa; Cnidaria; Hydrozoa; Anthoathecata; Hydractiniidae
Product: transmembrane protein 272-like
Exons: 5
Coding region: 368-1063 (231 amino acids)
Source: RefSeq, a predicted model, not a curated record